AUGUCUAGGUCUCCAAGUGGUAAAGAUGCGCUGAUGGGGUUGACCAUCUUAGAGUACUUAAAGCCGCUUGUCGGUAUCGAGAAGGUUGAGGCGUAUUUGAAAUUGGCCUCAGAAUCCCAAGACCCGAAUAAUCAUGAAUGGAUGACAACUAUAGCGCCUUAUUUAUCUAUUAUUUCGUACUCAUCCUCUCCGCCGCAUCCCAGCAUCACUUUCCGAUUUACUGUGCAGCCUAUUCAUAGCAACGGUCUCGGUAAUCUACACGGUGGAUGCGCGUCAACCAUUUUCGACGCAUGUACUACGCUACCUCUUCACCUUAUUUCGAAGCCCGGUUUUUGGCAGUAUACGGGUGUCAGCCGCACGCUCAACGUUACGUACCUACGUCCAGUUCCAGUUGGUACUACCGUCGAUAUUAAGUGUGAUAUUUUACACGCCGGUCGCAAGUUAUGUGCUCUGAGAGGAGAGAUGAAAGCUGUAAUAGACGAUAGCAGAGAAGGGCCUCUAUUAGUUGUCUGUGAACACGGAAAAGCUAGCACAGAUCCACCUGUCGGGAAGCUAUAG
This is a messenger RNA of Daldinia childiae, 558 nucleotides long. Its product is annotated as putative thioesterase superfamily protein. The record is from RefSeq and is a predicted model, not a curated record. Lineage: Eukaryota; Fungi; Ascomycota; Sordariomycetes; Xylariales; Hypoxylaceae. Gene Ontology annotation, molecular function: fatty acyl-CoA hydrolase activity. The coding region runs from base 1 to 558 and encodes 185 amino acids. The transcript is spliced from 2 exons.